Molecule: messenger RNA, 3375 nt
Organism: Myxocyprinus asiaticus (Chinese sucker)
Lineage: Eukaryota; Metazoa; Chordata; Actinopteri; Cypriniformes; Catostomidae
Product: CAP-Gly domain-containing linker protein 4-like
Exons: 9
Coding region: 180-1136 (318 amino acids)
Source: RefSeq, a predicted model, not a curated record
UAGCAAAAAGGUUGGGCUGUGAACAUGCCACAAUCGGACAAUCAGUUGAACAGAAAGAUAUUUAUCUACUGAAGAUCAAAACAACAGGACUUAUUCAUUCAGCCACUGAGUCGUUUUAUCAAGUCACAGCGGUUGGCCAUCCACUCUGGCAAUCAAACACCAUGUGAAAUGUCCAGAAAAUGGCUACAUACAUCCUGUGGUCAGCAGCUGUCUGGACUCUGAAGAGCCUUUUGUGCACAUGGAGGUUUUUCUGGGUGAGCCCAUAUUACACCAUAAAAUCUGCACCAUGGACACAGCAUGCAGCUGACAGUGAUCAGAAAACCCAAUUAAAUCUCAGCACAGCUGCCCAUGAUGUCAAACAUCACGGUGGAACAAAUGUAAAUGAGAAGAAGACCAGACCAGAGAAAUGUGUGCAUCGUGAGCGCACCGGUGUCCUGCAGAAAAGACUGCUGACAGCUGAAGGAGAGAUUCAGGAUCUGAAGACAGAAAUUGCCAAUCAGAGAGCAUCAUGGGAGAUGCGCUUCAUGGAGCUACAGAGGCGCCAAAAUGAUCUGAGAGAGCAGUUGAACUCGGAGAUUCUGGUAAGAUCAGGAAUGCUCUACAGAGACACUGAUUCAGAAGAAUCAAACGAGGUCUUCACAGAGUCUGGCUUGGAAAAUGGACUUGAUUCUGAGGAGAAGGAACACAAAUGUUCAAGUGACCUCAGCCAGAUACACCAGCAAAAGGGAUCUGAUAUUGGAUUGUUAAGAGAUGACAUUGACCAAAAAAGUAUAUGUUGCAGUCAAAUCUCCUGCCCCUCAGCUCUUGGAUCUAGAACCACCUCUGCCAUGUCUAACACCAGUAUACGGUCCUGGAGAAGUGGAGGACCUCAUCGAGUUUUUGUACCCCACUCCCCCCUGGAUUUGAAGAUUGGGCACAGGGUCCGAAUCAUGCUUCCCUCUGGACGCAUCAGCACUGGUACCUUACGCUAUCUGGGCUACAUGCAAAACUCCCCUGACUUCUAUCUUGGCGUGGAACUGGAGUUGGCUGAUAAUGGCCAAUAUGACGGCACCUAUGAAGGACAGAGCUACUUUGACUGUGAACCUGGACAUGGAGUGUUUGUAGCAUUCAGUAAAUUGUUAAUGGCUUGGGAGUAGACACUUUAAUAGGGCACUCAAGGUCAUUUUUACAACAACUUGCUGCAUGGAUCCACAAUUCACUUGUGUAUACACUUUAACUCUGUAGAACAAUAACUACUUACUGGCAAAUUGGUUACCUUUCACAGCUGGUAACUUUGUAUGCAGUGAUAGCAAACCAAAAAUGGUUAGGAAAGAAUGAGAUUUUAGAUGUUAAAUCUCUAUUCACAUGCUUUAUAUGUUAAGGUGGCCUGCUGUUACCUGUUACUUGGCCCACAUGAAAUGCUUUAUAUUUCUCUCUCUCCCUUUUUUUAAUUUUUAUUUCUAUUUUUUUUUAAAUGAUUGUGGAAAAAAAUUCCUUGGAAGUCUGGAUAAUGUGUUAAAUGGAGCGGAGAUAACUUCCUUAUCAGCAGCUGAAAGCAUGAUCAUUGAUCAAUUAGCCAAAAUAUUUUCAUACAGGAAGCAGAUUAGAAAUGGUUUCAGAAUUCAGUGGAAAUCUGUGAAGCUUUCUGCGUAAUUCUGCAGUCACAGAUUCCAUGCAGGUCUAUCUAGUACCAAUAUCCCCUAAUGCAAAUGAAAGAAACAUUUCUUGAAUUGACAAUAAGUGGAUAAAACCAACUGAAACAGACAUAUAGGUCAAAUCCCAUUCAUGUUCACCUCUGCUGCAUUGAUCAUUCAUACUAUUGCUGAAUUAAGUUUAAAAUACCACAUAUAUCACAUGAGACCACUCAAGUGUGUUUGGCCUGUAUAAUGAACUGUGAACUCCUGCAUACAGUUUACAAGAGACUGUCUCUGUAUAUUGAAGAAUGUGUUCUGAUGUUCCAGGAAAGACUUUGGACUGAUACAUGACUUUUCAUGGACAUCAUCAAGAUCAUGUUAAAACAUGUUAUGCAACAAACUUGUUUACCCCACCGAUUUCUCAAAGAUAAAUGAUAAUGUUAACAAAUGAUGUUGGGGGCCUGGGUAACUUAACAAGUAAACACGCUGACUACCACACCUGGAGUUGCAAGUUCGAAUCCAGGGUGUGCUGAGUGACUCCAGCCAGGUCUCCUAAGCAACCAAUUGGCCCGGUUGCUAUGGAAGCUAGAGUCACAUGGGGUAACCUCCUCGUGGUCACUAUAAUGUGGUUCUCGCUCUUGGUGGGGCGUGUGGUGAGUUGUGCGUGGAUGCCGUGGAGAGUAGCGUGAAGCCUCCACACGCGCUAUGUUUCUGUGGUAACGCGCUCAACAAGCCACGUGAUAAAAUGAGUGGAUUAACAGUAUCAGACGCGGAGGCAACUGUGAUUCAUCCUCCGCCACCCAGAUUGAGGCGAGUCACUACGCCACCAUGAGGACUUAGAGCGCAUUGGGAAUUGGGCAUUCCAAAUUGGGGAGAAAAAAAUAAAUAAAUAAAAAACAAACAAACAACAACAACAACAACAAAAAAGAAAGUUUGUUAACAUGUUAACAAAGUUGAGUGACUUAUUUAUAUAAAUUCAUAAGGAAGCCCUUGUGGUAACGUCACACACAAGUUGUACUUUGGCCUUUUGAGUUAUUUUGUCUCCAACUUCCUUUUACGAAAAAAGGAAAUCACAUGGAUUAAAUAAAUAAUGAUCACGUGAUUUACAUUUGAGCUGCUUUGCAUUUUCAUAACUCACUCUUUUCUUUUUUUUUUGCCACAUAUGAACUUCCUUCUUCCUUGUAGAGGCAGAUAGAGAGAGAGAAGCAUGUUUUUUUUUUUUAUAAUUUGUAAACAAAUGAUGACUUUUUGCAUAUGACAGUAUUUUUUUUUUUCACUAAAUUCAAGUAAUUCAAAAAAAAAAAAAAAUAAUAAUUACUCUACAAACCAUUUUUAUAUUAUUGCUGGGCAAGUCCCUUUGUAUACGAACUUGCUCAUAUCUCACAGCAUUUUAAGUCAGGAUAUUAAUACUGAACUUAUCUCUAGUUAGAGAACCUAGAAGUAGUUUAUUCACCCAGAUUUAUACAGGUUAAGUAAAUUGAUGUUUGUAUAACUUUAGGUUUCAAACAAUUAUUUGUAAUCAGUAGUAAUAUUAAUACUUUUUUUUAUAAAGUAACAAAGAAUUGGAGUAAAGUGUAGUAUAAAACUUAAUGUUGAUAUUAAGUGACAAAAAGUUACUUUGUCAGCAAAUGACAUGGCAAUUAAAAUCAAAACAGAAACUAUUUUACUGAAAUAUUUAAUUUACUUAAAACAACAGUAAGCAUUGUUUCCAGGCAGCAGUCCACUGCAUAUAUUUCAUUUACAGUAGCCUAUGGGUAAGAGC